CUUCCUUCUUCCUUUUCCCGACCCGCCCCUUAGUCUUCCUCCGCGGAUAACAUCAGGCCCUGGGCCCGGCGUCCCGGAUGCCGAGCGGACGGCCGGCCGGGCGGUUUAAUUGGAAUUCUUCAAAAUGUCUGAUAUAGUCUCCACAGCUCCUAAGCAACCUGCAGAUGAGACAGAGAAUCAAAUAAAGUCACCUGAUCCAAGGCCUGGUGCCCCUCCUGAGUACAGUUCCAGUUUUGUACCAGGGCCUCCUGGACCAGCUAUCCCUCCACCUGCAGGCUACCCAGGAGGCUUGCCUAUGGGAUACUAUGGUCCACAUCAGCCCAGUACCUUCCCCCUGUACAUGCAGACUGGAAGUAUCCAUCCCAUCCAAUACCAGCCUGGAAAAUAUCCUGCACCACAACUUUCUGCUCCAGUAGUAUGGAUGCCAGUGCCAACUCCCAUACCACACUGUCCUCCGGGUCUGGAAUGCCUGGCCCAGUUGGACAACAUACACGUUCUUCAACAUUUUGAACCCCUGGAAAUGAUAACAGGUUUUGAAACUAAUAAUAGGUACGAUAUUAAAAACAACACGGGCCAGAUGGUUUACUUUGUGACUGAAGACACAGAUGACUACACCAGGAAUGCUUACCGGACAUUGAGGCCCUUCGUGCUCCGGGUCAUGGACUGUAUGGGCCGAGAAGUCAUGACAAUGCAAAGACCUUUCAGAUGCACCUGCUGCUGCUUCUGUUGCCCCUCUGCCAGGCAAGAGCUGGAGGUGCAGUGUCCUCCUGGCGUCACCAUUGGCUUUGUAGCUGAACACUGGAACCUGUGCAGGGCAGUGUACAGCCUCCAAAAUGAGAAGAAAGAAGAUAUGAUGGGAGUACUUGGGCCAUGUUCCACCUAUGGCUGUGGUUCAGAUUCUGUUUUUGAGAUCCUGUCCCUGGAUGGUGUUUCCAUUAUUGGCAGUAUCACUCGGAAGUGGAAUGGUGUGUUAUCAGCAAUGAGCGAUGCUGACCACUUUGAAAUUCACUUCCCAUUAGACCUGGAUGUGACCAUGAAAGCCAUGAUAUUUGGCGCUUGCUUCCUCAUUGACUUCAUGUAUUUUGAAAGCUCUCCACCACAACAUUCAAACGUUCAUCAUGAUUGAUGGAACCACGCUUCAGCAAUGAUGAUUAAUUAAAGAAAAAUUUAGAAAAGUUGCCUGGGCUCAUAGUCAGCCCUCAACUAUUCACAAAUAUAUUUAUCUGCUCUUGCAGAUUAAUGUUGUUGGACGUUAGCAUUGACGGGUAGGCUGAGAGUGUAAGUGGAAGAACACAUCUAAACGUGUUUCAGUUGCGUAUCUGUCUACUUGGUGACGUGGAGUUUAUCAUGAAAAAAAUAUCACUAAUUAACCAAGUCAAUAUAUAUAUAUGUGGUGAACUUGGAAACACUUUAAACAUAAGAGAAAAUGAAUCCCAAAGCUCUUGCACUAAUUGAUGGUAAAAUUAUGGUCUUUUAAGAGCAAUCUUUGUUGAGAUAGAGUUAUGUAGGCUCUAUCUCCAACCCUUUCCUCUCCAUCAUGUCCAGUUGCUGAAGACAAAUUUGAUUUCAGGUGAAAAGAAUGAUACACUUCAUUAUUAAAAACAAAAAGGAAGGCAGAUAGAAAUAUUAUGUUUUAUUGCACAAAGAAAAUUUUGCUUGUGCAAAUGUAUCAGAAACUUGUUUUUCAAACUUAUGAAAAUUUCCAUGGAAAUUUUUAUUUUAUUACAAAAUAAAGCAUAUUUUUCCUAUCAUAAGGAAAAAUCAUAUAUUUCCCAUGCUUCAUUUACUAGCAUGCACAAUCAGGAGCUGACUCCCUGUGAAGAUAGGGUCAGCCUAUCAGGAAGAGAGGUGACCAGGGCCAUGACCAGUCUGGAUCUCUGAGCAAUUUAGAGACAUCAGUGCCCUUAAGAGAAGCUUUCAUUUGAUACAUUUAACCUCUCUUGGCUAUAGAUGCCUUACAUAUGAAAUAGGUUUGGUCAAAUCUCUACGACUGCCUGUUAAACCUUUGUAUCUCAUUUGAUAUGACACAGAAGAGAUGAUUUUUUUUUCUCUUAAAAGAAGGUCACUGAUUUAAACCAGGCUGUUCAAACUGCAAAAGUUGGAGUUUCACUUUUAAAUUUUGAAAUGUGAUAUUCUGUGUAGCAUUUUGUAAAUGUAAAAACUGCAAAAGCAGAUACUGUGUAAUAUUACUUUGCUGUUUUUUAUUUAAAUGAUAAAUGUGUAUCUAGGAAAAGAAAGUGAUAAAAGAGCAAACAUGCUACUUCUCUGGGAUCUAUAGCUAAUCAGUAAAGGUUAUUUGGAUGAACAUAGUAAGCAUAAAAAUUGUACUUGUUUAUAUUAGCUAAAAGCAUAGCGUAUUAGUGAACACACUCUGAUAAAUCAGCUUGCCUCUACUGCACUUUAGUUUCCUAUUUGGACAUGAACUGUGUUCUUUCAACACAACCAGUAAAUAGAAUGGAAUGUAUUCUGCUGCUGCUUAUUAAAAGAAGCAAGACUGAAUGUGCUUAAAUAUGAAAUGAAAGCCUUUGCCCAUUGAAUUUCCUAUUGAAGUUUGUAUUGAAGUGAAAGAAAGGUGCCUCAUUUUUAAAUUAUAUUCAUGUUUUCAUGAUAAGUGUUGUUUUACCCAGUUUCUUGUAAUGUUCAUUUUUAUAUGCUACUGCUAGCUUUCUUAAAAAAAAAUGUAAAAUCUGCUGCUUUCUAAGAUAACAAUUUUAUUUGGAAAGGUAUUUGUAGUCUUAAAUAGACAGAUAUAUUACUUCAUGUAAUGAUGUAUGAAAUUUGAUAUAACAAGUGAGACAAUAGUAUUUAGAAAGUUUACUAUAUAAACAUUUCAUUUUUAUUUGCUACAUCCCUACAUUCUAAGACCUGAUGCUUAAUACUAGGGAAAAAUUAGUUUUAGCAUGACAUUUAAAAUUUCUAUUAAAAGGUUUUACAGUAGGAACACAUCUCUUACAAUUUCCUUCUUUAAAAUAAUAUUGUUUCUUAUGUUUUAAUACUACAGUUUAUAUUAUAACUUUUAUAUUUCUUAUAUAAAAAUAUACAAUAUUUCAUUGUGUAAAACUGAUGAGACUGAUUAAUAAAACAAGCUCUUUUCUGAAAUGUGUGUGUUUUCAUGUUUCAUCAUAUUGUUUUUGGCUUCUAAAUAAACAUAAUAUGGUUUAUAGUAAAA
This is a messenger RNA of Capra hircus (goat), 3169 nucleotides long. RefSeq names its product phospholipid scramblase 4 (gene PLSCR4). Gene Ontology annotation, biological process: plasma membrane phospholipid scrambling. Lineage: Eukaryota; Metazoa; Chordata; Mammalia; Artiodactyla; Bovidae. The record is from RefSeq and is a predicted model, not a curated record. Gene Ontology annotation, molecular function: phospholipid scramblase activity. Gene Ontology annotation, cellular component: plasma membrane. The transcript is spliced from 9 exons. The coding region runs from base 125 to 1126 and encodes 333 amino acids.